This is a messenger RNA of Silurus meridionalis, 3885 nucleotides long. RefSeq names its product von Willebrand factor A domain-containing protein 7-like. The coding region runs from base 186 to 3059 and encodes 957 amino acids. The transcript has 16 exons. Lineage: Eukaryota; Metazoa; Chordata; Actinopteri; Siluriformes; Siluridae. The record is from RefSeq and is a predicted model, not a curated record.
UUUGCAUGAAAUUAAUAUAUGUUUAAUUAACUCAUUCUUAAUUAGAUAAACACCAAGAUUUUAUCGUAAUGUGUAGACACUGGUAAUGGGAGUGGCUUGCGUACAAAAAAUGUGAACAGUUAGGACACAGACACAAAGGAAUAUUCAGAACAGAAAAGUCACUCAAGGCAUCUAAAGUUUUAAAAAUGAUUAAAACAAAUCUACUCAUCAGUACACUGAUCUACCCAAAUCUUAUAAUGAUCCUCAUGACUAGUCAGACUCUGGCUUUUAUGCCUGCUUUGACAAAACCAAUGACACACCAGGACAUAACCCGAGUUGCAGUUUUACAGACAACGGCCGAUGUGUGCAGAUCGCAAGCACUCCAGAAGGGCUGGAAUUUUGUUAUGCCAAACCCGCUGACGGUGAAGUCAGUGGCAGAAAGCUGUUACUCGUCCGAUUCAGCCAAAGAUUUUCAAAGUAGCCUUAAUAAGAUAAAUCAUCACAAUGCCUGGGUCGAUUUUUGGAAUUUUUUUACUCCAAGUUACCAUUUUGACAAUGAGAUGUUUUUAGCUGGACGGAAACUCAUUACAGACGGAGUCUCUGUUGUAAAAUACAGUGUGAAAAAGCAGAGCUAUCAAACUGCCAGAGAGGCACUUGGUAAAGUUCUACACACUUUGCAGGAUUUCUACAGUCAUAGUAACUGGAUUGAACUGGGAAAGACACAACCAUAUUCCAAUCUGAUUAAACCAGACACACUUAUUGAAAACAUAGCAGAUUCUGAAACCUGCAGUAAGUGCAGUAGUAGCGACUGCAUAGGAAACAUCCUGGAGGUGGUCAUUACACAGAAUAAAUUAACAUCAGGAUAUUUUGGUUUGUCCAAACCAAAAGGGAAGUGCAGUCAUGGAGGACUUGCUGAUCCAUCAAGUUGGUGGCAGGGAGGAAUAAAUAAGGAUUCUUCCACCUCCAGUCACGGAUAUCUACAUUCUGAGGCGGCAUCAGUAGCCACUGCUGCGACCAAAGAACUGCUGCAGGACAUUCGAGCAUCAGUUGGAGAUUCUGAAUUUCUUAGAUUGAUGGGACUCACCCAGUCUUCAGUGCUGUGUUUUGUUAUUGACACCACGGGCAGCAUGUCUGAUGACAUUGCGGAGGUCAGACGAGUUACUUCAUCUAUCAUUGACAGUAAAACGGGCACAGAAGCUCAACCUUCAGAAUAUAUCCUCGUGCCAUUUAAUGACCCUGAUUUUGGACCACUUACAAGAACUACUGAUCCUAUCGUAUUUAAAAAGAAACUGAAUGCACUUACAGCUAAUGGUGGAGGAGAUGCUCCUGAAAUGAGUUUGUCAGGACUCCAGCUUGCCCUCACUGGAUCUCCACCGCAGAUGGACAUUUUUGUUUUCACUGAUGCUGAUGCAAAAGAUAAAGAGUUGACGAGCACUGUGCGAGCACUAAUUGAGAGAACAAAGUCCAAAGUGACCUUCAUGCUAACUAACGGCUUUAGUUUUCGGCGUCGCAGGAGUGCAGUGCCUGUAGAUGGCCAACAGCAAGUCUCAACUCGGGUUGUAAAUGUGCUUAAUAAGGUCUAUAAAGACCUGGCGGAGGCCUCUGGAGGACAGGCUAUUGAGGUCACCAAAGGAACACUGUCUCAAGCUACAGAUAUUAUUGCAGCUAUCUCCAGAUCUACACUGGUCAUUAUUUUUCAAGCGAUUAGAAACCCAGGCAAGCCUGAAAACUUCCCAGUCUUUGUGGAUUCUUCUGUGAAAAACCUGACAAUUUACAUCACUGGCAGCUCACCGUAUUACAACAUCACCAGUCCUUCAGGAGUCUCACAGAGCAGCACUGAACUCAUUGGCAGUUUGGGAAUCAUUCAGAAAGUUGGUAAUUUCCAUAAAGUGCAACCAAGUAUCACAGAGCAGACUGGAGAGUGGCUCUUCAGUAUUAAUUCAACACAGUCCUACACCAUCAAAGUUGUUGGUCAAAGCGACGUUGACUUCCUUUUUGAAUUCAUUGAAUUGUCCCAAGGGCCUCAUCCAAGCUAUACUGUAUUAAACAGCAGGCCUGCAGCAAACAAUAAUAUCACCUUGUUGGUGACCAUGGUUGGUGUGGACAACGUGAGGCCAACAGAGGUGUCUCUGAUCCAAGCUUCAAAUUCAAACUCAGUAAAUGGGACACUAGAAGAGGUAUCCAGUGGACAGUACUUGGUGACCUUUAACGGCAUCCCAGCGGGAGAGUUUACGGUGGGUGUAGUUGGACAGCUCAGUUCUACAAGAUCUUUAGGCAACACCUUUCAGAGACAGACACCAACUCAGUUCCAAACAUCAACUGUGACCAUUAUGACUCAACCUGUUGGAACAGCAGAACCAGGAAAGCAACUGAUUCUGCCGUUCACAGUGGCAACCAAUGGCUCUGGAGGAAAUUUUACUAUCAGUGUCAACAAUGAUCAAAACUUCGACACUCGCUACAAUACAUCUAUAACUGUCAAUAGUGGGGACAGCACGAAUGGCACAGUAACUCUGACUGUACCUAAUACUGCUUCCUCUGGAACUGAUGUCACUCUGACAAUACAGGCUGAAGCACCUGGUGGAAGCGACUCCAACUAUGCUGUGCUGCGCAUUGCUGUUAUAGCUCCGGUAACAGAUUUUACUCCUCCAGUAUGUGAGGCCGUUAACCUGAAUGCUAACUGUUCAGGCAACUGUAACCUCUCCACAUGGUACCUCACUGCCAACGUGACUGAUAGAAGUGGAUCAGGUGUUGAGAAUGUGAGAGUCCUCUAUGGAAAUGGCAACCUCAGCACCACCACUGUGCUCAAUGACACAGGUGUGAACGUCACUAUGGUCAUCUACAGCUCCUCCUGCUGUUCCUCAGACCUGGAACUGGUUGCUGUGGAUGCAGAGGGAAAUGUUGCUACCUGCUAUACGACUUCAAGAGCUGCAUCUCCCGUAAUGGCAAACGAAACCACCACUAUUACCACAACUAAAAGUACAUCAACGACAAGUGGUACCACUAACCGAGCCAGCACCAAUGGUGUAGAAUGUUGCCUGUUUCUCUUGGUCUUCCUUCGGUUAAAUAUGGGAGUUUUAUAGCUUUUUAUGCAGCUCAAGGAAAAAAAACAACAACAUUAAUCGAAAUUUAAAUCAGUUUAAUAUAUACUGUAUGGACAAACGUAUUAGGAGAUCUGAUAGUUGAACGCAUACAACUGUAUAGGAUGUAUUCGGAUGAGGUGGCGUAAAAUAUUACCUUCAAUUGAACUAGUAAACCCAAACCUGUCACAGUAUGGCAAUGCUCCAAGCACAAAUCUAGUUCUAUAAAGAUAUGCCUUACAUGGGUUUGAGAAUUGGAACACUGACUGCAUCCAAGGCUUCCUCACUCAAUAUCAGUAUCUUUACAUCCACUCUUGUGGCUGAAUGAGCACAAGUCUCCACAAAAACACUCAAAAAUCAGUUGUCUACAAAUGAUUGUGGUCAGGUGCUGACAAACUUUUGCCCAUAUAGUGUAUUUAUGAUUAAAAGCAAGCAAUCAGAAAAAUCAAUCAAACCUGAGAGGAAAUGCUGAUGGUCUGUUAUUUACCUAAUGGCAUUAAAUGAAGUUUUGCUAUUUGUUUCAAAUCACUAAUUUCUCUGUGAUUGACUAUCAGUGACUUAUAUCUUUAAGAAUCAGAAUCUAAAUUGUAUUUUAUUUUAUUCUGCAAAUACUAGGGAAUAUCAAUCAGGGUAAAAUCUUUGAGUCUUUUGCUGUUACAGUUUAUUAUGCUCAUAUGUAAUACAGGAUUAGAAGGUUUUAUUAAUAAAGCUUUCAUUUAAAAAUGUACAUGUUUAUAUUUUUUAUUUUUAAGAUGGAUCAGGUGCUGGUACUAAAAAAGGGAUUUAGAGUUGAUAAGUAAAUCAUUAAACUGGUAGACAAAGAUUGAUU